Messenger RNA from Coregonus clupeaformis (lake whitefish), 4622 nucleotides. Its product is annotated as ras-specific guanine nucleotide-releasing factor RalGPS1. Gene Ontology annotation, biological process: positive regulation of GTPase activity; Ras protein signal transduction. The coding region runs from base 362 to 2161 and encodes 599 amino acids. Gene Ontology annotation, cellular component: plasma membrane. Gene Ontology annotation, molecular function: guanyl-nucleotide exchange factor activity. The transcript has 20 exons. The record is from RefSeq and is a predicted model, not a curated record. Lineage: Eukaryota; Metazoa; Chordata; Actinopteri; Salmoniformes; Salmonidae.
CGUCAGGUUAAGUGCACCUACCUGACACUUCCUGCUGUCGUCGUUAUGGGUUUUUUCCCGUCAUGCGUGUGGAUGACAUUUCUUACAUAUCACUGCCAUGUUCGUAUGCCUUCAUCAGAUGUAUUCAAUUAGGAUUUCCACGUCCUCCGGUUGAAGCGCUGCGACCUUGGGUAUUUUCUCGCAUUGGAGGAAUAUUGGUGGCAGUGUAGUUUAGCCUGGAUACGGUAGGCCUGCUACAAAGAUUGGAUUGUGAUUCUGUGGUUGGAGUUUUAUUUUCGUUUAUGUUACCCAGUUGAUACAGCAGCGAGACGCAACAGCGAGGGACUGACCCUCGUAUUUGUAGAGAUAUGGAUGAGAGGUCAUGUGCGCUGUCCAGCUAAGGGCCUUGGUCGCCCCCCCGCCUGUGCACGCCGUAAGCAUGUACCGCAGGAACGGUCUCUCGGAUGGCGCCAGCAUCAACUCCGCCUCCUCAGUGGGAAGCAGCAGCUCGGACUCUCUGGAUGGGCCGGGCUUGGACUUCUCCAAGAGUUAUGAUGCUGUUGUGUUUGACGUGCUGAAGGUGACGCCCGAGGAGUUUGCUGGCCAAAUCACGUUGAUGGAUGCUCCAGUAUUCAAAGCGAUACAUCCAGAGGAGCUGGCUAGCUGUGGAUGGAACAGGAAGGAGAAACACCGUCUGGCGCCCAACGUGGUGGCGUUUACACGGAGGUUCAACCAGGUUAGCUUUUGGCUGGUGAGAGAAAUUUUGACCGCCCAGACACUGAAGAUCCGAGCAGAAAUACUGAGCCAUUUUGUCAAAAUAGCCAAGAAACUGUUGGAGCUGAAUAACCUCCACUCGAUGGUGUCUGUGGUGUCAGCCCUGCAGAGUGCUCCCAUCUUCAGGCUGAGCAAGACCUGGGCGCUGAUCAGCCGGAAGGACAAGGCCACGUUUGAGAAGCUGGACUUCUUGACAUCCAAAGAGGACAACUACACGCGCAUGAGGGAGUACAUCCGCUCUCUCAAGAUAACGCCAUGCAUCCCCUACCUGGGCAUCUACCUAUUGGACAUGAUCUACAUCGACUCGGCCUAUCCGGCGUCGGAUAGCAUCAUCGAGACGGAGCAGAGGACAAAUCAGAUGAACAACCUGCUGAGGGUGAUCUCUGACCUGCAGAUGUCCUGUAAAUAUGAUCACCUGGUGACCCUCCCCCAUGUUCAGAAGUAUUUAAUGUCCGUGCGCUAUAUCGAGGAGCUUCAGAAGUUCGUAGAGGACGACAACUUCAAGCUUUCUCUGAAGAUCGAACCUAUGCACGGCUCCCCACGCAUGGCCUCAUCCAAGGAAGACCUAGCAGGUCCGUCUGAUGUGUCUGCCUCUGUGAGGUACAUCUACCGGCGGCCCACCUGUCCCGACGCCUCGGUGGGGGUGCACAUGCCCACCCCUCCCCCCUCUCGCCACAGGAAGAGCCACAGCCUGGGCAACAAUAUGAUGGCGUACGGCAUGGUGGAGAGUAAGAGCUCCACAUUCCCCAUUGAGAAGCCACGCCACCUGCUGGAUGACAGCUUCCUGGAGUCCCAGAGCCCAGCUAGAAACAACCCACACAGCAUCGCCGUAUCUAACGGCAUAUCUUUAGGCAGUAGUGAAAGCUCAUUCGGCGAGGAGCUCUCGCCGGGGAUGGAAAGGGGGCGCAUGUACGCUACACUGGGCCCCAACUGGAAGGUCCCGCUACGCAAUUCACCCCGGAUCCGCAGCUAUGUUUACAGCCCCUCAGGUGCCAACCCGUGCCACGGGUGCAGCGAGGUGGGCAGUGUUACUAUCGAGGGGCCCCUUCGGAGGAAGACCCUGCUGAAAGAGGGCCGAAAACCCAAGUUGUCAUCGUGGACGCGCUUUUGGAUCACUCUCUCUGGCUCGACACUGACGUUCUACGGGGCCAAAGCUUUGAGGGCCUCCGAGAGGAAGCAUUACAAAUCUUCGGCCUGUAAGAAGGUAUGUGUUACGGGCUGGAUGGUGGUCCUGCCUGAUGACCCCGCUAGACCGAACAUCUUCCACCUCAACGACCCGGAUAAAGGUAAUGUUUACAAGUUCCAGACGGGAUCCAGAUUCUCUGCAAUCAUCUGGCACAAAAACCUGGAGGAGGCUUGCAGGAGCGGUAGACCUCAGAUACCAACCAACCUAAUGUCAUUUGAGUAGUGGACGACCUGUGAGCUUGCCCAGUGGGGAGUGACAGUGCCAAGUCCAAUUUACAUGGGAGUCUAACAAACUCUGACAAAAUGGUGAAACGGAGGAACUGAGUGGAAUCCUAAGAAAUGGGGGGGUGAGGAAGUGCAGAGGUGUGUCCUGUGUCCGAUUCUACAGACUGGAGCAGAUGCUCUUUUCCACUGGACACACACAGCAGCUUUUUUAGCCAAGGACUACGUGCCAUGACGUUUCUCUAUCCAGAGAAAGGAAAACGAAUAUUUCCCGCCCUUGUUUCGUGUCAAUGCUUUCUCGCUUGUCGUCGUUUGUUCCCCUGCUGUAGACAUGUGAGCAGGCUCAUAUUUCUUUGGCCCAUGUUGGGUUUUGCUCAGAAGAAAGGAGAAAAAAAAAAAGACCUGUAGAAGAAGACUGACAGUGUUAAGAGACUGUGGUAAGUAGGCUCAGGGACCAGAGAUUUGGGCCCUUUGGAGAUCAGCACUGCGAUGGCCCCCUAACUAUUUGAGCCAAUGUUUCAGACCACUGUUGACUGGACACCUUGCAAAACACACGCGACACUGAUGCUCAUCGUCGACCCUGGUCCUUGCAUCAUGCAGCGGACUGAUGCUCAUCGUCGACCCUGGUCCUUGCAUCAUGCAGCGGACUGAUGCUCAUCGUCAACCCUGGUCCUUGCGGACUGAUGCUCAUCGUCAACCCUGGUCCUUGCAUCAUGCAGCGGACUGAUGCUCAUCGUCAACCCUGGUCCUUGCGGACUGAUGCUCAUCGUCAACCCUGGUCCUUGCGGACUGAUGCUCAUCGUCGACCCUGGUCCUUGCGUCAUGCAGCGGACUUUACAGCAGAAGUCAUGACUCUUUGAGUUUUCAAAUAAGGGAGAAAGGAUUUAGCUUUCUGAAUAACUAGUUAUUUAACAUACAGAGGCUCAGCCAAACCUAAACCACCCCUUGCUCUGUCAGCCCAUUCUAUUUAUUAUAGCCAUACAAACAAUGUCUGCCAGUUAAAGACCAAUUUUUUAAACACCAAGUAGGUUGAGCAAGAAAAGCCUUUAUUGGUUCAGAUGACAAAUGGUGAUAAAGACUGUUUUUCUACCAGUCAGAAAUGAAACAAACACACAGAACAUUUUUACGUUGCUCUUUUGUCAUAACAUUUUAGUUUGAUUCACUACUUUAUUGUCCAACAAGGGGAAAUGUAUUUGGUCACUUGCAAUGACAUUCGUCGUCAUAUAGAAAAGACGUCACCUAUUUUCCUCUUGUAUACGAACCAGCUUGAAGCUCACUACCAGAUAAAGGCCAGCUUAGAGAAGGGUCAAGAAGACAUUAGAUCUGCCAAGGCUUCAGUUCUUCAAAGCAUCACCCUAGCAUCUUAUGGUAUUCAUCUGGUUGAGAUUUCAGACAAGUCAGUGGGUUUCAGCACCAUCAGUGAGUUCAUUGUAAAUAUAUUUUUAAAAUAUUUAUUUAUUUAAUCUUUAGUUGCCAAUGGGAAAUUAUACCAUGGUAUGAUUACAAGGGACAGUUCACACAUAUUACAAAAUUACACCCUGUGAGCAGUCUAUGGACAAGUUUAUGACAGCAAUCCAUGCUUUGGUUUAGUUUCCCUGGCACUGUUUCCUCAUGCUAACGAUUUAGCAGUUGUGGCACAAAUCCCAUUCAAGUCAUGGGACCGAUAUUAGCAAAAGUAUCUAAAAUUGAUUGUGAAGUUCAAAAUUGUAAUUUAUAGACUUGAAAAUGAUGCACAGAAAAUGCUAAUAUUGGUCCAAUGACUUGAAUGGGAUUAUGUUAACAGCCUGGGUCACUAAACCGAAGCAUGGAUUGCUGUCCAUAGACUGCUUACAGGGUAAGGAAACCAACACCAACAAACUCGGUUUCCUGUUAUUUUGAGAGACGCAAAAAAGGGACGUCGAUGCCAUGAGUACAAGCCAACAAGGUUACAAUUUGAAACAUUAUCUGUGUGUGUGGACUUAAUGUGUUUAAAAUGUCCAAAACAAACAUAAGACAUGAUAUCAUGUAUGGCUGGAAAAUAAGAACUAAAUUAUUUCGUGAAUGAACUGAUUUCAUUGAAGCCAUAGUCCCAAAUGCAUCCCCUGUAAGUAUGCUGAACGCCAAUCAUCUAUGAUGUGACAAUCAGAAGGGUGACAUCUUACCCAGGUCAAAAUGAUUACCUGUGGUUUAACACGUUUGGUACUAAAAAUAUCCAUCUCUGUAAAAAGUGGUUAGGACAUCAACCUUCAUUUUCUAUUUAUUUAAAGAAAUAUGUUAUUUUUCUGUAUUAAUUACCACCCACCAAAGUGUGUAUGACUGAGCCAAUCAUUGAGUUGUUUAAAAUAUCUAUAAUGUAGUAUUGUUUUUUUUUAUGAAGGACUGCAUUCUGAACAAAAAGAGAGAUACGGGUAACUGCCAAAAUAAAGGAAACACCAACAUAAAGUGUCUUAAUAGGGCGUUGGGCCACCACGAGCCGCCAGAAC